Messenger RNA from Lactuca sativa (garden lettuce), 4179 nucleotides. Lineage: Eukaryota; Viridiplantae; Streptophyta; Magnoliopsida; Asterales; Asteraceae. The record is from RefSeq and is a predicted model, not a curated record.
AUGUGGAAACAAAGAUUUCCUGUGAAGCUUGAAAAUAAAGUUGAAGCUAGAAUGGAGAUAGAUGAAUGGUCAAUCACCUUUGCUUUUCCAAAUGGGGAAAGGCUCAAAAGAGGUUCAAGUUUGCCUGGAAUCUAUUCCUUUUUACCAACAGAAACAGUCACACACUUUCCUUUCAUAAUCCAAGCUGAUUUUCUCAUGGCAUCUUCAAGGGAAAAUAUCCUCUGGGACAACAGAUGGAACCAGGGAAUUCUUGAUUUUCUUCCUGUUGCUUUUAUAAAUGCGUUUACCUUGUUGGUGAAAUCAACAAAAAAUGCAUCUUUUGUUUCCAGUCUCCCAAACAUGUUUCACUUCUUACCUAUCAACAAGUCAUCUCAUCCAAAGCUGAACAAUGUCAGGGACACCAUUAAAGCAAAGUUGAUGAACGAGAGUAUUGUCCCAUGUGAGUCUUUCACUACACAGAAACUGUUCCAGAAACCCAAUGAAGUUGGUAGGCUGAAGCCCGCCUUUUGGAGCAUAAUCAACAAGGCAAGGAGCCAAAAGGUGAGUUUUUGCAAUGAUUCAUCCUGUGGAACCUAUCUUCUUGCUUCUUCACUUGAUAAAAAAGAGUACAAUGCUGUUCUGGAUUUUUUGGAAAUCAAACUUGUUAAGCAUCAAUGGUAUGCAAGAUUCAUUGUGAGCUCUAAGCUUGCAAUGGGUGUCUCAGAGGAUGUUUAUAUACAGCUUCUGGUAUUCAUCGCAGAGAAUUGGGGGUUUGAUUUUUACCAAACCGACAUCAUGAAAACACCAUUGAUCAAGUAUGUUGGGGGAGAUGGGAAGGUUGAUUUAGUUACUCUGGGUACAAACAAGUUGCUAGCUUCUGAUUAUGAUGAUAUUUCAUGGUUGAUUAAUUGGAACAAAGAGUUCCAAGGUUCAACUGGUAAACAUUUUUUACCUAAAUCCACACAAGAAGCCAUACGAUCAUGUGCAAAGAAGUCAACACUAGUGAAGUGGCUUAAAGAGAAAGCAAAUGUUAAUUUUGUCAGUGUUUAUGAAUAUGCUCUUCAUCUUCUUACUAGUAGUUCAGUUAACAGAGACCACAAGCUGGCUGUCACUUAUGCUCAUUUCCUCUACAGGUCUUUACAAAAGAAGUACUUGGAGGAAUAUCAGGUUCAGAGUCUGUGUAGUGAGAUGCCGAUUGUUGAUAACUAUGGGAAUGUAACUCAAACAAGAAGUGGAGUUCUUGUACCUUCCAAAGGAAGCAGAUGGGUGGAGCUGAUUGGUUCAAAUCCUUUGAGGCAGCAUAAUUAUGUUGAGCUGGGUGAAGAUUAUACACGUCGUGUCACCUAUUUUGGUGAUGCUACUUCAGGCCAAGAGCUUGUUUCGUUUCUUCAAAAAUAUGUUGGAGCUUCUGAUGUUCCUAAUCUAUUCCCCCCUAAUGCUGCUAUUCCUACUCUCUCUACUCUCACUAAAAAAAACACAUUCCUGCUUCUAGAGUGGCUUCACUAUAUAAGGACAAAGGGGAGUACAUUACCAGAAAGGUUUUUGUCUUCAAUAAAAAAUAGCAGCUGGUUGAGGAUCUCUUCGGGCAGUGGUUCUGGCUAUCGCCCACCAUCAGAGUCAUUCAUGCCAGACUCAUCAAUCGGGAAUCUUGUAAAGAAAGGUUCGAAUCUUGUUGAUGUCCCAUUGAUUGAUUUGAAAUUUUAUGGUGUUGGGAUGAAGGAUUACAAAGAAGAGUUACGAACAAUUGGUGUUGGGUUUGAGAAUGCAGAAGCCUGUGAACAUAUCGGUAAGCGUCUCAUGUCUCUUGCAGCUAAUUCUAAUCUUAAAAGAGACGAUUUCAUUUCGAUACUCAAGUUCAUUAAGUAUCUAGGAGCGAAUUAUAUCUCCCCUGCUGAGUUCAUUAGAAGUAUCAGAGGAGGAAAGUGGGUUAAGACAUCUCGAGGUGAUAUGACUCCUAACAAUUCUGUUUUAUUCAGUCAAGAAUGGAAUGCUGCUUCACAGAUAAGUGACAUUCCAUUCAUAGAUCAAAAUUACUAUGGGAAUGACCUAAUUUCUUUCAAGGAAGAACUUCAACUACUUGGUGUGGCUGUGAAGUUCAACCAGAGGUAUCAGCUUGUUGUAGAUUACCUCAAGUCCUCAUCUUCACUGGCUUCUUUGUCAUCUGAAGCCAUGUUACUCAUAUUAACAUGCAUUAAGAGUUUGGUAUCUUCAGAUAAGCUUGUCCAAGAGAUUAAAAAUACGAAAUGCUUGAAGACAAAUUUGGGUUACAGAUGCCCAUUUGGAUGUUUCUUGUUGAAUCCAGAAUCUCAGUGGGGCUGCCUUCUUCAAGUCUUUGGAUCAUUCCCGGUUCUUGAUGUACAGUUUUAUGGGAGAUCAAUCUUUUCGAUGUCGAAUGAAUUAAAGAAAAUCGGUGUCAUGAACUGCAUUUCAAAAGAGAAAUGGCUACGAACGAGACUUGGUGACUACAGAUCUCCAAAAGAGUGCAUUCUUUUUGGUAAAGAUUGGGAACCAUUUUCUCCAAUCUGCCACCUUCCCUUCAUUGAUGACAGCAACAACUUUUAUGGUAGUGGGAUCCAUGAAUAUCGUGCAGAGCUGAAGAGGUUGGGUGUUAUCACGGAUUUCAAAGAUGGUGCCAAGUUUGUGUCUAAUGGUUUUUUCUUACCUCAAGAUUGCAGUAGCCUUACUCCUGCAAAUGUUUACGCCCUGCUUGAUUUUGUUAAGAAACUGAAAGAAGAGAGUGGAACGGAUCUUCCUGCUGAAUUCCUAGAGAAAGUUUCUCAAAAGAAUUGGUUAAAAACCUAUUUUGGCUACAAACGUCCUGAUGAGUGCUUGCUUUUCGAUUCUUCCUGGGAUUCCUUGUUGAAAUGCAAAGAUGGUCCUUUUAUCGAUGAAGGAUUCUAUGGAACUCGCAUUGGAUCCUACAGAAAGGAGCUUAAUGUUUUAGGAGUUAUCACUGAUUCCAACAAGGAAUGCCAGUUGCUUGCUGGUUACCUCAACUCUCACACCAAUUUUGAAACAAUUUCUCGAAUAUAUAAUCACUUGUCUACAUUAAAGUGGGAGCCUGCUGACGAAGACAAGAAAAGGAUUUGGAUCCCUAGAGGAAGGUGGGUAAUGCCUGAAGAUUGUGUUCUCCAUGACGAUAACAACCUAUUUGGUGAACAGCUGAACGUUUUGGAGAAUUGCAAGUAUGAAGACAAGAUUCUCGGCUUCUUUGCGAAAACUUUCAAUGUGAAAGUUUGUCCCUCGGUUGAAGACUACUGUAAGCUUUGGAAGACAUGGGAAACUUCAGGACGCCAGAUAACACAUGAGGAAUGCUGUGCCUUUUGGGAGUUUGUGGUCCGAAAUUGGUACCCAAGAACAGAAAAUACUUUCAAGAACUACUUAUGGAAACUCCCUGUUUUGGAUCCUACUUCCAAUGGAAUUUUUCUGGUUGAUAAGCGUGAUCUGUUUAUUGGUGAUGAUCUUUUCUUGACUGAUCUGUUUAAAAGCUGUUCUCGUCGCAUUUUCGUAUGGUUUCCUCAACCCAGUCAGAAAACCCUAACCCGAACCAAGCUUGUGGAGAUCUACACCAGACUUGGUGUUCGUGCAUUGUCUGAAUCUGUAAAGAAAAACACAUCUGAUGUCGAUCAUGAUGCAUUCAAGCCGGUUGAUUCAAAAGAAAAGAUAAUAAAAAAAGGGUUGUUAAAACUCAUUCUGGGCUUUCUUGCUGAUCCUAAACUUAAAAUGGAGGCAGAUAAGAGACAUGAAGCUGUUAGCCGUUUAAUAGCAACCGAAGUUGUUGAGACAUUGAAAAAGAUGACCAUCCGUUACAGACUUUCUUUAUCAUCUGGAGAUGUGUUGGAUGUGGAAUCAAGGAGAAUGGUACGUUGGGACAAACAGCACUUCAAAUUAUAUAUGCAGAAGAUGGAGAGAUCUUCGGGUCAUAAAAAUGUUAUGGAAUAUGCGUUUCAUUUUGCUGAAGAAAUAGCGGAGGGAGUGUUGUGGGAGAAUGAAGAGCUUGUUCCAGAUCUGUGUGAACUGAUCCGAUUGGGUUAUAUGGUGGAGUUUGAAGAGGAAGAAAUUGAUUUCCUGAUGAAGAUGAAGAAUCUGCAGAUCUUUGUGGAGGAUCAAGACUACCUUUCUUCCACAUUCUUCUCUCCAAAGGUAUGCUCUUCACCUGUUUUUACCUUAUUCCCUCUUUUGUAUUAUCUAUUAUUAUAA